This is a messenger RNA of Galendromus occidentalis (western predatory mite), 942 nucleotides long. RefSeq lists its product as uncharacterized. Lineage: Eukaryota; Metazoa; Arthropoda; Arachnida; Mesostigmata; Phytoseiidae. The transcript has a single exon. The coding region runs from base 1 to 942 and encodes 313 amino acids. The record is from RefSeq and is a predicted model, not a curated record. Gene Ontology annotation, cellular component: nucleus. Gene Ontology annotation, biological process: regulation of transcription by RNA polymerase II. Gene Ontology annotation, molecular function: double-stranded DNA binding.
AUGCCCAAGCACGCCAAGAGCAAAUUGAGCAAACUGGAAUCGUACGUGUCGCUUUUCGGAGCAGAUUGUCUGACGACCGAUGGAGCAGUGCCUUUCUGCAAAGUGUAUGACAAGGCUGUGAACUCGGAUAAGAAAUAUUAUGUUCUGCAACAUAUGAAGACUUCCUUGCACCAAGAGCGUCAAAAGCGUCGCACUGGAUCGACGCCGCAGCAAGGAUCACUCCUCACGAAAUACACGGUCGCCCCCGAGAAAAGCAACGAAUUCAGCAUGGACCUAUGUCGAAUGAUGCUUCAAAGCAACAUAGCUCUCUACAAAACGCAGUGCUCGUCGUUUCGCAAAUUCCUGCAGAAGUGGACGAAACAGCCGGUUCCUCACCACUCAACGUUAAGGAAAUACUAUCUGAAGCCCACCUACGAUGAAGUAAUCAGGAGGAUACAGGAUUCGAUCGGCGAUUCGAAGAUAUGGGUUUCGGUGGAUGAAACGACUGACGCGAAGGGCCAGUUCGUGGUACACACAGUGGUCGGCUCACUUGACGGGUCCAAAGCUUCGAUCCCAUAUGUCCUCAACUCGGAAGUUGUAGAAAGCACCAAUCACGCCACCAUCGCGCAGGCUUUCUGUGAUGCUCUGAACAUUUUGUGGCCGGAUGGUUUGAAACACGAUCGAGUGCUUCUCUUCGUGAGCGAUGCGGCAAGCUAUAUGAAAAAAGCAGCCGAAGGCCUGAAGAUCCUCGUUCCGAAAAUGGUAUUUAUCACAUGCAUCGCGCAUGGUAUCCACCGUGUCUGUGAAGAGAUACGGAAAGCGUUUCCUGACGUUGAUUCUUUCAUGGGCAACGUGAAGAAAAAGUUUCGGAAAGCUCCUUCCCGCAUCCAAGCUUUCAGAGAACUCGCUCCAGGUCUAAGUCUGAGACGCACAGCCAGAGUUCAAAGAAUAAGGCUACUCUAG